Messenger RNA from Mytilus californianus (California mussel), 1430 nucleotides. Its product is annotated as zinc finger protein SNAI2-like. The record is from RefSeq and is a predicted model, not a curated record. The coding region runs from base 135 to 1391 and encodes 418 amino acids. NCBI's taxonomy places the organism in Eukaryota, Metazoa, Mollusca, Bivalvia, Mytilida, Mytilidae. Gene Ontology annotation, molecular function: RNA polymerase II cis-regulatory region sequence-specific DNA binding; DNA-binding transcription factor activity, RNA polymerase II-specific. The transcript has 2 exons. Gene Ontology annotation, biological process: regulation of DNA-templated transcription.
UAAACAUCGUAUCGAAAAAAUAAACUUGACAACAACAACUACAAAAAAACCAAUAGUUUUUAAAAGGAAUUAGUCAACAGAACACAGAAAAUAAAUUCUGAAAAUUGUGUAGCAGAAACAGUAAUAGAGGCGCGAUGCCAGAAGAAGAAAACGCAAGUAGCAGAGCCGAAAGAAGAAAACGGGAUCCAAUUGGUCAAAUACUCGACUUGUUAAGUAACUCUAAUCAUAGAACCACAACAACAGACCAUUCGGUUAUAUCAUCUGUCCAGUCAUUAAAUUCGUCCGCAGAUGACUCACCAUUAUCUUCUGCAUCAGUUGUAUCGUCUGCCAAGUCGAGUGUGUCGUCUGUCCAGUCGGUUGUUUCGCCUUCUUUUCCAACAAUGCCAUCUUCUAGCAAAGAGAAAAACAACAAUAUCCAACCAGUUAAGCACAACAAAAACGAACAUGGACACAAAAACUCAAUGCAAAAUAGCUUCGCAACACCGUUUGAAAAACAAUACAAUGAUGAACCAGUAGUCCAUGAUGAAAGUAGUGCAUUUCAGCCAUUUUCAAAGAACAUGCAGAACGUAUCAAACGGAUUCACCAAUGAUAACUAUUCAUAUUGCGUACAAAAAGGUUUUGCAAUGAUGAAUAACUAUGCAGCCGCACACAUGCAUACAUCUCAAAGUGCAAUGAUUCCAUUUACUGCAGGAAACGUUCCAGUUCCGGUAACAGCAGGACAUUUGUAUGGAAUUUCCGGAUAUUCUUUACCGUACACAAACAUUCCGAACACAAUAACGCAGACAACUGUGCCACAAGUAGGAUAUCCGUUCCCACAUAGCUGUGGACUUUUCUCAAAUUUUGACGUCACCAGAAAUAUAAACAUGUUUUCAUGGCUGGACAAGAAAAUUGGAAGCGAUAGUUCUUUCAAUCCGGCAUGCAUUCUUAAUUCUGAAAAUACAGGAAACCAUGUGACGCAUACACCACCAAGGUACCAAUGCGAUUCUUGCAAAAAGAGCUAUUCAACAUAUGGCGGCCUAUCGAAACAUAAACAGUUUCAUUGUGUUAAUCAGGUGAAAAAGGAAUUUAGUUGCAAGUUUUGUGGUAAAUGUUACGGUUCGCUUGGUGCUCUGAAGAUGCACAUCAGGACUCAUACUUUACCUUGUAAGUGCAAAAUUUGCGGUAAAGCGUUUUCGCGACCAUGGCUUUUGCAAGGACACAUUCGUACUCAUACAGGAGAAAAACCAUUCAGGUGUGACCACUGUAGUCGAGCAUUUGCAGACCGUUCAAACCUCAGAGCGCAUCUACAAACACAUUCUGAAAUUAAAAAAUACGGAUGCAAAAGUUGUAAUAAAACAUUUUCUAGAAUGUCCCUACUUGUUAAACACAAAGAAAAUCAUUGUUAUAGAUAAAUUGUGUUUAAUUGUCAACUGUUUAAUUUGAUUCAUAUA